This is a messenger RNA of Pelobates cultripes (western spadefoot toad), 23108 nucleotides long. The record is from the annotation of a GenBank genome assembly. Lineage: Eukaryota; Metazoa; Chordata; Amphibia; Anura; Pelobatidae.
GGUAUUACAUGGGGCGCCGUCCUAUUGUCCUCUUGUCUGAACCAGAAGCUAUUAAACAGGUUCUGCAGAAGGAUUUCAGUAACUUCACAAAUAGGAUGGUGAGUUGUUUCCUCCAAUGGUAACAAAAAAUGUGCAAAGGCCCUACAAUAAAUAGUCUGGUCUGUCCUCUUACAAAGAGAGAUUAACUAGGAUCAAAGUAUGGUCAAAAUGAGAAUAUGAAUACAUCAUUUGGAAUGCAUUCAUUAUCUUGUAUAAAAAGGUAAUUUAAAAAAAUAAUCCCUGCUUGUUAUGGUGUGAAUUUUGAAAGUCAUUUGUUAAGUUACUACAACCUCACAUUUUAAUGGUCGUUGCCCAUAUGCUCCUUUGUGUAAUAAUCAACCUAGUAGUUAAGAAAAGUAUCUCUGGGGUUCACUUUCUAGAGCUUUAGUAUUGCUGAAAAUCAUGCUCCUCUUAUCAGGUAAGUCAGUAGUACAAGCAGGUAGCUGUCCUGCUGUAGGUCCACAUCUGUAUCGAUACUGUUGGCCAACUGUAAAGAAGGUAAAUCUGUCUGUAUAGCUCUGUAUUGUUUGUAGCUGUAGCAAGACUGAUUUGCCUUCCUGAAAUGUGUACUCUUUGAUGCCUCUCUGCAGAAGUUGAACUUGGUGACUAAGCCAAUGAGUGACAGUCUGUUGUGUCUACGCGAUGAGAAGUGGAAGCGUGUUCGCAGUGUGCUUACACCAUCGUUCAGUGCAGUACGCAUGAAAGAGGUGAGUCCACCAUGCAGCAGUACACAGGACUUUUACAUUGUAUUGGUAGCCAACAAGUGUCUUUUCUACCUGUGCUGUAGUACGAUGCCUUGACCUCCCAAGAGUUGUAGUCCACUGGAGAGAGCUUGAUAUCUUUUGGUCAGGAAUUGUUGAAGAUAAUAUUAAAGAAUACACACAUUCUUAACUUAUUGUUCACUCACUUAUACUUCUUGUUACGAAUGCUGGUAUAGUAAAUACCCUGUUCGCCUAUUCCUCCCGAACUGCUGAGCCUGAGUGAUUAUAGCUGCAGUUCGGGUGUAGAUCCAAAUAGUUCCAGACGAAUGUAGCAUCCAAGUAGUUUCUCCCCAGCAAGUAGACAAUAACCCAAACAUGAGCCUAGACUUCAUGAAGGGUACAACAUGAAUGAAUUUUAAUGGCCACACUGGCUUUUAUGCAAGUCCUGAUGCAAGGGGCACUCCCACAUGGACCUUGUGGGGGACAGGGACACAAAGGUUACAGCCAAUAAUAUUACAGUGACAAAGUGUGACACUUCCAAUACAAACAGAUAAUUCCCUCCUCUCUGCAUGUGAGAUAAUUGAAUCAGCUAGAUUAAUAACCCAAUUAUCUCCAGGCAGUAAACACAUAUUUUCCCCAGAUUUUACCCUAAAACACAUAACAUCCCCAUAAAUGGCAUAUCCUCUGAUAGCCCUGAUCUGGGUGACCAACAUAUCCAAAGAUUACCCAGAUCAGCUCAGGGGUUUUUGAAUUUUAUGGAAGUUCCAUUUGUAACGACCGCACACGAGUCUACUGCCCAGAAACAAUUCCAUGAGUUUAGGCUGUGCGGUCGGUCUAUUUAGAAAAGUCACAAACACAAAAUAAUACAUGAACGGAUCCCCCUGACACAUAGUAGCGAUUGUUCUCCUUGUUCAUGGGAACCAAACUACCGAACAGCGCUCUCCUAGCUGUUCGGGAAAAGGAAGCAGGCGUUUGUAUAGUUUGACCGGUGUUCAGGAAGUCUAAUGUCCAAUUUUAGUUCCAGACACUUUAGUCCCGCUGCCUCCUUUCAUGCAAACAAGAUGGCUGACGUUUUUUCUCGCACGUCGCAUUCGCCUAUACAGGGAGUGCAGAAUUAUUAGGCAAGUUGUAUUUUUGAGGAUUAAUUUUAUUAUUGAACAACAACCAUGUUCUCAAUGAACCCAAAAAACUCAUUAAUAUCAAAGCUGAAUAUUUUUGGAAGUAGUUUUUAGUUUGUUUUUAGUUUUAGCUAUGUUAGGGGGAUAUCUGUGUGUGCAGGUGACUAUUACUGUGCAUAAUUAUUAGGCAACUUAACAAAAAACAAAUAUAUACCCAUUUCAAUUAUUUAUUAUUACCAGUGAAACCAAUAUAACAUCUCAACAUUCACAAAUAUACAUUUCUGACAUUCAAAAACAAAACAAAUCAGUGACCAAUAUAGCCACCUUUCUUUGCAAGGACACUCAAAAGCCUGCCAUCCAUGGAUUCUGUCAGUGUUUUGAUCUGUUCUCCAUCAACAUUGCGUGCAGCAGCAACCACAGCCUCCCAGACACUGUUCAGAGAGGUGUACUGUUUUCCCUCCUUGUAAAUCUCACAUUUGAUGAUGGACCACAGGUUCUCAAUGGGGUUCAGAUCAGGUGAACAAUGAGGGCAUGUCAUUAGAUUUUCUUCUUUUAUACCCUUUCUUGCCAGCCACGCUGUGGAGUACUUGGACGCGUGUGAUGGAGCAUUGUCCUGCAUGAAAAUCAUGUUUUUCUUGAAGGAUGCAGACUUCUUCCUGUACCACUGCUUGAAGAAGGUGUCUUCCAGGAACUGGCAGUAGGACUGGGAGUUGAGCUUGACUCCAUCCUCAACCCGAAAAGGCCCCACAAGCUCAUCUUUGAUGAUACCAGCCCAAACCAGUACUCCACCUCCACCUUGCUGGCGUCUGAGUCGGACUGGAGCUCUCUGCCCUUUACCAAUCCAGCCACGGGCCCAUCCAUCUGGCCCAUCAAGACUCACUCUCAUUUCAUCAGUCCAUAAAACCUUAGAAAAAUCAGUCUUGAGAUAUUUCUUGGCCCAGUCUUGACGUUUCAGCUUGUGUGUCUUGUUCAGUGGUGGUCGUCUUUCAGCCUUUCUUACCUUGGCCAUGUCUCUGAGUAUUGCACACCUUGUGCUUUUGGGCACUCCAGUGAUGUUGCAGCUCUGAAAUAUGGCCAAACUGGUGGCAAGUGGCAUCGUGGCAGCUGCACGCUUGACUUUUCUCAGUUCAUGGGCAGUUAUUUUGCGCCUUGGUUUUUCCACACGCUUCUUGCGACCCUGUUGACUAUUUUGAAUGAAACGCUUGAUUGUUCGAUGAUCACGCUUCAGAAGCUUUGCAAUUUUAAGAGUGCUGCAUCCCUCUGCAAGAUAUCUCACUAUUUUUGACUUUUCUGAGCCUGUCAAGUCCUUCUUUUGACCCAUUUUGCCAAAGGAAAGGAAGUUGCCUAAUAAUUAUGCACACCUGAUAUAGGGUGUUGAUGUCAUUAGACCACACCCCUUCUCAUUACAGAGAUGCACAUCACCUAAUAUGCUUAAUUGGUAGUAGGCUUUCGAUCCUAUACAGCUUGGAGUAAGACAACAUGCAUAAAGAGGAUGAUGUGGUCAAAAUACUCAAUUGCCUAAUAAUUCUGCACUCCCUGUAUGAAUGACGGCCACACAGGGAGAGCGCUUAAUUGACAGUUUCCUUUGAAGAUAAUGAGUCAGGGAGGGUGGUUGGUGUUCGGUAAUUACAGCUACCGAACCAAUAAAACAUAGAAAGUCCCGAAUUGCAUGCUAUUUUCUUCUCACAUCUGUACUUCUGCUCCAUGUGUCAAUGCAGGCUUCUUAUCUAAGUCAGUAAAACAGACUAUUUCUGUAACGUAAUACGUAUACAAGUCAUUAUAUUUAUAAUAAACUUGGCUUUUAUUAAACUUGACUUAGAUAGGCAUUAGGGGACACUCAAGAAUCAUAACUUUAAUGUUUCCUCAUCCAGUCUGUUGGAAGAGGUUCACACUCACUGUACUUAAUAUUGGUGCUAAAGGAGAUCAGUACUAAUAAGAAUAAGGACAUGUCUAACUCUAUGUCUUCCGGUUGGAAAUUCUGCUUUCCUCUCUAUCUCUUUCUGUCGUUUUUUCAAUCUCUCCCUCCCUCCCCUCCCUCUUCUCGCUCUCCUCAUCACUCUUACUAAGGAAUACCUUUAUAUCAUAGAUGUGCCCUCUUAUAAACCAAGGCUGUGAUGUGUUGGUGACCAACCUUCAGAAAUAUGCAGAGACUGGAGACCCUUGUCCUGUUCAAAGGUAAGAGCUUUACACUGUGUUGGCUAGAACUGGUUUCAGUAUCCUGGAUUGUCAAUAUAAGGUAUAAUGCAUGCCUUUAAGAUUUACAGUCCUCAAUUACAUUAAACAUUCUCCAUAAUUCAUUCAGUUUUUAUUUGUAUUAAUUGAUUUCAGCAUGACCACCUUUGAAUUCUAUAUUGUGUUAAUAGUUACAGCAAUCCAUUAGGCACAGUUUAACUUUUAGGUGUCAAACUGGUUUUAAUGGAGCUAAAGAUAAUUUACAAAUGCCACCACCCCUUGUUUGCAUCUAAGCAAGGGACUAUUUUGUGGUAGCCGAUAUAUGAUUCAAUGAAGUGAUUAGACUAAGCAGAAGUAGAUAUAGAAUUUAACUGACCACUGAAAAGUAUGUUAAACCAUGUGCUCCAUUACUUUAAAUAAGUACAUAAGUAAUGGUCGGAUGUUCCCACUGUUUAUGCAGAUCUGCUUAAGUUUAUGUAUGGAAUUUGUUCAAGUACUGUGUUGAAAACAAUUUGAUGAUAAUGGGAAAUAUUCAUUAAUGAGUAAAAGUUUGUGGACCAUUCAGUAGUUUGUGGACCACUGCUCGGCAAUGGACACCCUCAUAUUUUAUUUAAGAGUUUGCUGGUGUAUUAAGGAAUUCAUUUGUUUAUUUUUAAUGAUUGAAAAUGCUCCGAAAUUGUGGUGCUCAAUGGUUGGAAUGUAGAUAUUUUAUUGGAAUUGUUUUGGGUUUUUUUUUUUUUUUAUUUAUGUCAAAAUUAAAUUUUUUACUUAUAUUUUCAAACUAUAAUUUUCAAGUUACCACAUUGAUCAUCCAUGUAGUUUACGUUACUAUGCAACAUUUUUUAUAUUCAGAAAUAGAACAUGAACACAUAUGUUACUUUAUUUCUAGUAAUGCAUAAAGGAGUGUGGAAUUGAGGGAGCUUCCAGCAAGAAUUUGGGAUAUAAUUAAAAGGCAUACAUUCAAUAUACAUUUGUCUAUAGCAAAUGUGUUUUUGGCGACCAGUGACUUCAUUAUUAUCCUCCAGGGGAGGUCUGGCAACCUUUGGCCUAUGGCACGAGUACAAAUUAAUGGUCGAUUUGUUUUGUGAAGCUCACAGAUCUCAGUGAGUGUGGAUGAUCCUACUAAUGUAUGUGUAUGACUCAUGCAAUAUAUAUAGACUUGACAUAUGGCAGGUGUGCCGUCAUAUAUAACCUCUAUCAGCAUGACCUACACAGUAUGAAUUAACUUUUACAGAGAUCUGUGUAUGCUGAGAGACACAGACUAUGUUUCUCACCAUUGAUUCCACUGUGUUACUCUGUCUUGAUCACAAUCUAAUCUCACACUACUGUCACUGGCAAAUACCUCCAGGAACAUCAUCCAGACACAUGCAUAUUUAUUGUAGUCUGUAGUCUGUAAUAUAUUCCAAGACAUUCUAAUCAAGCUAGAGUAUAGACUAGAGCAGGAGUAGGCAACCUUUUUAGCAGUACUGUGCAGAUAUAGGAUUGUGAUGUCCCGUAGCGUGCCGGUCCUAUUUUUUAAAAUUGAGGUGUGUAUGUUGCCGUUUUCUGCUUGCGUUGUUUAUACUGUAAUUGCUUUGUAUCAUUGUAUUUGUGUGUAUAUGAGCUAUUAGAUUGAAUAUGUUCAUUAGUAGUUUAUGGUAUUGUGUAUGAUACAUAUAAAUGUGGGCUGUGUAUGAGGGCUACUUGUGGAAUUGUGUGUGGAUGGAUAUGUCACAUUGUGUGUUUGGUAGUGUGUGUUGGCUGUUUGGGGUAUUGCAUGUGAGAGGCUGCAUGUGGGGUUGUGUGCAUGUAUGUGGAUUGUUAGCGGGUUAUGUUUGUGGGAAUUGUGUGUAUGUUUGUGUGUAGGCUGUUCAUCUUAUUUGUAUGAGGGGAGGGUUAUUCUGCAUUUCUGUGUAUAUCUAGCAGUGUGGGUGGCUUCCUUGGGUUCCAGUGGGGACCAGGCUGUCCUGGUACAGGUCAAGGACAGGAGCAGUAACAGCAGCUGCAGGCUGCUCCACUAAAGUAUGGAUUCCCAUUCACAAGUGCUGGGAGAAAGUGAUCUGAGAUCACUUCCUCUAUGUGCUGCAAUGCAUAAAUUGAGGAUUGUCCUUCACCACCUUUUUCGUAUUAGCAGAUAUCUGAAGUUUCACUGGGACUUCUGAUAGGCCACAGCAUGUUUGGCUCUAGCGGCCUUGAGUGCCGUGCAAAGACACCUUGAGUGCCGUGCAUGGCACUAGAGCCGUAGGUUGCCUACCCCUGGACUAGAGUAUAAUGUAUUCUGCAGUAGUUUAGCUAUAAAUAUAUUUUCUGUUAUACAGUUACUUACUCAACUUGUUUCAUGUAAAUGACCUACCUGGUAGAAAACAGAGUAAUAACCCACUAACCUUCAUUUGACAUUAGGUUAAUUUUUAAUUGAUAUUGUCCCUAGAAUGAAAGUACUUGGAUAUUUAAAGGAGAACUUUGACAUCCCUGGAUUUUUAAUACUAGGGUUGCUUAUAUGCUAUAUUUAAAGAAACCACUAUAGGAUCAGGAACACAAACAUGUAUUCCUGAUCCUAUAGUGUUAAACUAACAAUGUAGCCCCCCUGGCUCCCCCUUAGCAACCUAAUUAUAGUAAAACAUAUCUCUAUGAGGAAAGUUCAGUGUCUCUAUGCAGAGGGUGGAGACACUGAAUGUCAGUGAUGCACACUGUGCAGCACUUCCCCAGGAAGCACCUAUAGUGGCCAUCUGAGGAGUGACCAGUGGAGGUAUCACUAGGCUGUAAUGUAAACACUGCAUUUUCUCUGAAUAGACCAUGUUUAGUGCAAAAAGCCUGAAGGGAAUGAUUAUACUCACCAGAACAAAUGCAAUAGGCUGUAGUUGUUUUUGUGACUAUAGUGUCCCCUUAAAGGAGCACUAUAGGCACUGUAACAAUUUCAUCUAAUUAAAUUAGUUAUAGUGCCUGGAGUCCCCUGGCACCAUCUCUCCAUUCAGUGUUAAUCCAUUUUUGAGCAGUUGAACACUGAAUAAGGGUCCCUGGACACCCACAUGCCUGCCCAUACUUGGAGGUAUGGCUACAGCAGAGAUGACAUGUUUCCUUCUAGCCAUACCAGUUCAUACCAGCAAUGCAUGCUGUGAUAGGCUGGAAGUCAUCAGCUGACACUCUCAGUUAAUCACAGCCACCCAAUGCUGCUCAGACUAAUGCUUCCUCAUUAGAUCAAACAGCACAGAGGGGAUGAGCUGGUGUAUACUCUUGUUUGGCAUUAAAACGUUUUAAUGCUGACUAGGAAAGCAUUGUAACUGACUCAUAUCAUUGAAGUAGUUAAGAGUGUCUGGAGUUCCCUGGUAUUUGUGAGGUCUGAAAAAUGAAAAUUUAAUAUAUAAAAAAAAAAAACAGGGUGCAAGAGAAUACAAUCAUUUUGGCCAUGUUAUUGAGGUAUAGCUGAUACCCCUCUAGGCACUGUGAGCAAGGGGUCCAUGUCUGGUUUGCCUUUUUAACCCCUUAAGGACUGGACUGUUUUUGCGAUGUUGUACAUUUGCGACCAGGCAUAUUUUUACACUUUUGUGGUGUUUGUGUUUGGCUGUAAUUUUCCGCUUUCUCAUUUACUGUUCCCAUACAAAUUAUAUAUUGUUUUUUUCAGGACAAAAGGGGCUUUCUUUACAUACCAUUAUUUAUAUAAUCUCAUGUAUUUUAAUUUAAAAAAAAUAUCUGAUGAAAAAUUGAAAAAAAUACAUGUUUUUUGACUUUUACUUGAAAAAUCUUUUACUCAUCUACAAAAGCGAAUGAAAAAAACUGCUAAAUAGAUUCAAAAUUUUGUCCUGAGUUUAAAAAUACCUAGUGUUUACGUGCUUUUUUGCUUUUUUUUGCAUGUUAUAGGGCUAUAGGUACAAGUAGGAUAUUGCGGUUUCAAAACAUACAUUUUUAAAAUUUAUCAAUAGUGACAUUGUAACACUAUUAUCUGUCAUAAAUCUCUGAAUAACACCCCACAUGUACAUAUUUUUUUUAAAGUAGACAACCCAGGGUAUUCAAUAUGGGGUAUGUCCAGUCUUUUUUAGUAGCCACUUAGUCGAAAACACUGGCCAAAGUAAGCAUUCAUAUUUGUUUGUGUGUGAAAAAAGUAAAAAAACUAAAUUGAACGCUAAUUUUGGCCAGUGUUUGUGACCAAGUGGUUACUAAAAAGACUGGACAUACCCCAUUUGCAAUACCUUGGGUUGUCUUCUUUUGCAAAUGGUAUGCCAUCAUGGGGGUAAUUCUCAUUCCUGGGCUACCAUACGCUCUCAAAGGCAACGUAACCAACCUGGCCAUUUUCAAUGUAAAAAUAUUUGACCCAUAUAUUUGACCUUGUAACUUUCAAAAAUGCUAUAAAACCUGUACAUGGGGGUACUGUUUUACUCGGGAGACAUCGCUGAACACAAAUAUUAGUGUUUAAAAACUGGAAAACAUAUCACAACAAUUAUAUCAUCAGUAAAAGUGCUGUUUGUGUGUGAAAAAUGCAAAAAAAGUAACUUUCACUGACAAUAUCAUCACUGUGAUAUGUUUUACUGUUUUGAAUCACUAAUAUUUGUGUUCAGCGAAGUCUCCCGAGUAAAACAGUACCCCCCAUGUACAGGUUUUAGGGUGUCGUAGAACGUUACAGGGUAAAAUACAGUGCUAACAAAUUAAAUUCUCUGGAAUUUCGGCCUGGGUUGGCAGGCAGGUCCCUCAAAUUGCAAUCAAUAAAAUUACUGAAUUAUGUAAAAAUAUUACAUAAAUACGCACGUAGAAUUUAAAUAUAUAUGCAUAUUUAUAUAUUUGAAGUCUACGUGUAUAUUUAUAUAAUUAUUUAUGUAAUUUUGUAUAUGGACGUAUGUAUAUUUCUUAUUAUUUUUAUUUAUUUUUAUAUACAUAGAUAUAUAUACAAAUUCAUUCUAAGUGUAUUUUGAUAUAAAUAUAUAUAUAUUAAUUUUAAAAUACAGUUAGAAUAAAAUUUCAUAUAGCUAUAUAAUUUUUUUUAAAUUUUGUAUUAUUAUUUAAAAAAAAUGUUUAUUUAAUUUAAAUUACUUAUUAUUUAUAUUUUAUAAUAAUAUAUAUAUACAAUAUAUAUAGUUAUUAUAUAUAUUAUAUAUAUACGUGUGUAAUUUAAUUAUAAGUGUAUUUUUAUAUUAAUAUAAGUACAUAUUAAUAUAAAAAUACACUUAGUAUGACAUUAUAUAUAUAUGAUAUAUAGACAUAUAUUAUAUAGAUAUAAUAUAUGUCUAUAUAUCAUAUAUACACAUAUAUAAUUAUUUAUUUAUUUUUUAUUAACAUUAACUUUAUUUUAUUUUUUUGAUUUUACACUAGCAGGGAGACUGCCUGUCAGCACAGACAGUCCCCCUGCAGGCAGACACAUGGACACCUAUUGUGACCAUGUGAUCGCUGUGUUAAGCGAUCACAUGGCCACAGGGGUCCUAAUCUGCCGUGGGGAGACUGUCUGGGCUGCAGGCAGUCUCCCCACAACCGGAGCCACGCUGAUCGCCGCCGGGGGAACGACGGCGAUCAGGUAAGUAGCUCUGACCGUUAGGACGGUUCAGGACCGUCAUCGGUCGGCAACGCAAAAAUGCCGAUGACGGUCCUGAACCGUCCUGGGUCCUUAAGGGGUUAAACUUUGGUAGAGAAAAAAAACAGAGUGAAUACUGAGAACGAACAGCAGCCCAAGUAGCUUGCCCUUCGAUUAGUUUCCACUAAGAUCUUUAGCUCAUCUAGUGCCAUUACAAAGAGACCCUAAUCCAUUUGUAUAUCAGACUGAUCCCAGCCAAAAGGGCGGUCCAGAUCCAAAAUGCAAGCCAACUCUCUCUGCACAAGAGAUGCAACAAACUCACAAUCAAUCCACGUUUGUGUCCUGCAACUGGACUUCUACAUCUUAGCUUCCUCUCAAAGCAUACAGAAAAGGGGAGACUUAACACAAUGUAGAAGAUUUAGCAAAGUGUUCCAUUAAAAAUGUAAAAAAAUUUUUAAUGGUGUAAAGUACUAAUAGUGGAACAGCCACAAUGGGAGCCAGUUGAGCCAACAGGUACAUUCCAUUGUUAACUCCUCCUCGUUUACAUUUAUCUUUUUUUUUAAGAACACUUUGAUAAAUUUCCAACAAUGUUUUAAUUUCUCCUCCUCAUUUGAAAUGUGUGCCCUAGCUGUGCCUAGACUAAACUUGAUUGUAAUAUAAUUUGUUCAGUCUUUAAAAUAAAUGUAAAAAUAAAUUGAAUAUGACAAGAAGCAAAAAAAAAAAGAUUAACUCCAAUUAUAGAUGAUUUUACAAAGUUUUAUUUAAUGAUGCUUUUUCCAUACAGGUUACAUUCUAGUUUAAAUAUGCAAAUAUAUUCUUUGCCAUAUUUUAGCUUGUAAGUUGUGAGGGAAAAGUACUUCUUUAGUUGGCGAUUACAUCUUACAGGAUGAUAUUGUUGCCCCUCUGUCUUAACCUUUCAAGAGAAAAUCCGCUAAUAUGUAGAAGUGAUUAUCCUUCAAAUAUCCCUGUUUUUAACUUUUCAGGAAUUACGCAUGUUUCACAAUGGAUGUCGUUGUCAGUGUGGCAUUUGGUACUAAAGUUGAUUCUCAGAAAGACCCUGAUCAUCCUCUGGUGCAAAACAGCAAGAAGUUCAUGGAGCUUUUCACCCCAUUCAAACCUCUAGUGCUACUGUCAUGUAAGACUUGGUAUUUUGCGGGAUACUUGAAAUUCUGGCAGUAGGUCAAAUCUCUGUUUGCUUUCAGAGCAUUUAUAAUGAAUUGUAUCCGAAAGAGAUGUUUCUAUAAUGUUUAAAUUAUUUGUUCACUAAACAGUUAGCUGUAGAUUGCUAACAGUUAUUUAUCAAUAAGUAGGCUAACUUGGAAAUGAUCUUCGUGUCGAUUGAGUUGGAAAAUUUGUUCAUCAAUUUUGAUCCAUUCUGGAUGUUGAUUGUCAAAUUCCUGCUGAGAGAAUAAAUCCUGUUGAGUACAAAGCGGCAAAAAUUUGACUUUCGUUUAUUUUACCUUUUUGAAUGCUGAUGUGAUCUUUUCCAGACAGGAUUACUUAGACAGAAUAUACACAAAAUCCCAGUGUGUACCAAUAAUACAGCACACUCACAACAUCUGUGUGAUAUCCUCUCAAUCCACACCAAUAGAAAAAUCAAAACACAAUAGGUGGAGUGUAUUGACUCAGGGAGAUAAUAGAUGGUAGUAUGAUAAUACAAAGAUUAGUAUAAUCUGCAGUAGGAAAAAAACAGAAGAGACAAAAUCCUAGUGCAAUAUUGUCUACACAUAUAGCUGUGGUAUAUACUUUUACAGUUAUGUACUCACAAAACGAGAGCCAGUCAUAUCAGGCUCAAAAUGUAAGCUUGGCGGGAUAUUUGUAAGGAUCCCACUCCCUUUUCUGUACGAUGAGUGGCUUCUCCUUUGCUUUCCAGUACAAAUUCACUGGAUGGCAAUUGCAGGAAAAGCAAUACUUUAUUUCUUAAAAAUAAAUAAAUAUAUAAGUUAAAAUCAAGUCCUUACAGUACAAAACGCAUUUCGCUUCUCCUGGAGGCUUCUUCAGUUGUGUAUAAGAUUUCCAAAAUCGCUUAUCCCUUUUACAUGCUGUUAAUUGUUUACACCCGAUGUUUCGUAGGGUGUCCGCGUCUUCAGUGUGACGUCAUUCUAAUGCUCUGUGUCAUCGUUGCGCUUACCUAACAGCCUUGCAUGUCCUGGCUGGAACACAUCGCUGCGUUCCAUCCCCGCUGUUCUAUUGUUGUCCAGCGCAAUGCUGCUUCCACUCUUUUCAAAUAAAACUUUUCCGAGACAUCACUUUAUGUAUAGCAGUCCAUUAAUACUUAUCUCCGAAAGUUCAUGACCAACAAUUAACCCAGGGUAAUAAGAGCAAAAACAGAAACAUAAGCACAAAUAUAUUAAAUAAUAAAAUGGAUUUGAAUACAAAAAAAGGAAUCUAUAUAUUUAUAAGGAGAAGGGCAUCACUCUAUAUCAGUUUUUCGAUCUAGUUGUGCUAAAAUGAUGAAGCACAAAAUGGAUUACCAAACUCUAAAAACUAAAAACAUAAGAUAUGAAAAUAUAUAUUUGAAACAUAUUGGAAAAUGGAAAUAUAAAUAGUAAAAUAGAUUGUAGAUAUAUGCUAGGCUUAAAAACCAUAUAGUAAAUUGUGGGUUACCUUCCCCAUUCCAUAAACAUAGGGAUAUAUAUUAUCUAUAAUAUUGAAAAAUAAAAUCUAAAACAUUUUUAAUAAGUCAAUAAAAAUGGCAAGUUUCUAAAUCGGAAUUAAGUCCAUGUGGGCUGAGUGUGUUAAAAUUAAAUUAAAUUUCGUCCCUGCCUAAUUUUUUAAUGUAAUUCCCUCCUCUCCAAUCUAUCUUUACUGCUUUUAAAACACAAAAAAGGCCCUCUGGAUUUUGACAAUGUGCCACUUUAAAGUGUUGUGAGACAAUGUGGGUAUCUAGACCUUUCUUGAUAUUUCGUAUAUGUUUUGCGCUCCUCACGUUUAGUUGUCUAAUGGUUCGGCCUAUAUAUAGGAGAUUACAUGGGCAUUUUAAGGCGUAUAUUACAUGGAAUGGCAUGUUAAAUGAUCUUUAAUUUUAAAUUGCUUAUUUAGAAUCUGACUUAAGUCUACCAAAUUUCUUUUAUUGCUUUUUGUUUCCCUACAUGGGAGACCGUUUCCACACCCAAAAAAGCUCAAAAGGUCCUUUAAAAAAUGUGUAGGUUUUCUGGUUUCUAAACAACCUUCUACUAAAAUAUUUUUAAAACUCUUUGUUCCCCUAUAGAUGAUUUUCUGUUUGGGGGGUAGAAUUUUAUUUAAAAUUGGGUCAUCUGUCAAAAUGUGCCAGUGUUUUUGAAUAUCUUGAUAAACUCUCCUAUUGUUUCCAUUGUAAUUACAGAUGAAAGGGGCCUCGUUCUUCCUCAGGGGAUAAAUUUUUUCUUUAUUUUUGGGGGGUUCUCUUCUUGGUGAAAUCCCACUCCUUCUAGAGCUUUACUGAGGUCAAUUUCCUCAUAACCUUUUUCUAAAAAUUGUUUUUUCAAGUGGUUGACUUGUUCUGCAUAGUCAUAGAUUGACUUAUUUUUCUUAGAUAACUAGAACCAUCUGCUAAUUAAUUUCCACUUUUCAUCCUCCUUCCUAGUGGCAUUUCCGUCAAUCAUGAUCCCCAUCGCCCGCAGGAUUCCAAAUAAAAAGCGUGACCAGAUAAACAGCUUCUUCCUCAAGGUCAUUCGAGACAUUAUUGCACAAAGAGAUGACCAGCCAGCUAAUGAGGUAUAGAGCAUUCCUUUCUCUCUGUACAGUGUUCACGCUGCUUUCCAAAUACAAUGAUUUGGUUAAUUAGCUGUAUUAGUGUAUAAUGAGCAGUGUGUAAAUGGCAUUUCACAGUCUUAAAAUAGAUGUUAUGAAAUUGCUGUUUGUUUUGCAAGCUGGGAUAAGCAAUUCUUCUUACUCAGAAAUGUAAUUUCUGAGCCAGUGGCUGAUAAAAAUGACUUGGAAUUACUUCAACAGCAGCCGGUUGUCCAUUUAUACAGAUAAUUUAUUACAAAGGCAUAUGUAGUGUCAUUCCCAUCAUGCUUAAUUUUUGUUACACUGUAGAAAUAUUACUAAUAUAUGUGAUUUGUGUAAUGGAUGCAUGAAAUGGUCACGUAAUAGCGGUAGUAAGUCACUGCAAUGGAAGGGUCAAUUUGGCUGCUACAGGAUAUGUGCCAUCUAUCAGAUCACAAGACCAGGUGUGCAGAAUGGAUCCCUCUCCUUUGAGGCCAGGCAUCUAGCUGUGUCCCUCUGGCCAGGUGUGAAAUCCACAGGACAUUUCAUGUGUGCUGCAGGCUCUAUGUAUUUUGGCAGUUUCUGCUUAAUAGACUAUGGGCCCUUUUGAUAUGCUAAUUGACCAUUAGCAGUCAUGAGCCAGGCUGUCUGCUAAGAGUCAUAUUGAAAAAACAUUAACAAUAUAACUGAGAAAAAUAAUCUUGCCUCCUGUUACACACAGUCAGAAUGCUGAUGGUAUUCCCUACAGAAGAAGUCCAAACAUGACUAACACCUUUAGCUAUUUGGGGGAAUGUUAGCUUUUAUAAGUUGGAGAUGGGUUUUGUAAGGUGUCUUUGGACACAUACAUUUUGAAAAUUCCAUUGAUUUAUUCCAUCCAAGAUUUAUUUCUGUCCCAGGUGUACAGCAAGAGAUAUGAACAUUGUUCUAAACUCUUAUAUACAAAUUGGUGUUGAAAUCAGCAAAAGGUGAGAUGGGAGGUGUAAUCAGCCUAGAAUUUCUAAAGUCGAGCCUAUCAUACGCCUUGUACCUCCUUUGGGGCCGACUUGGAAACUCUAUAUGGAGCAAAGGGUAUGAACUACAUGGCAUGUUAAUGAGCCGGCUGCUUUUUAGGGGCCAAGACCCAAUUUUGAGUAAGUUGCCAUUUUCCUUGCUGGAGAACCCCGGAACAGAAGAUACAAUUGAGCAACUAAGAUUUUGUAUUUUAUUUUUUUAUUUAAUUUUUAACUGUUUGUUGGUAUAAAUAAUGUUCUUAUCUGUUUAUUCUCAUGUAUACACUGUGACUAUUUUCUCAUAAUAAGUGUUCCUUUAAUUUCUGCCUUUGUAUAAACAUUCAGUUUCCUAAAGGGACAUAUUGAAUAAUAUUUUUUAUUCCAUAGAUAUUUUUAAAAGUUGUGUUGUGUGGAUUUUUAAAUCUUGUUUGGUGGGGUAACCUAAGGCGUCUCAUUUAUGAAUUACCUUGGUGGUAGCAGUUUUUAAUACAAGAGUUAAUUACGCAUUUUUUCAUUGGGGUUAUAUUUAAAAAACGCUUGCAAAAUCUGCUGUUCUGUUGUCUGCUGCUUUUGCAAACUCUCCCCUUUUAACCCAAUCCAUACAUUUUGAGUGUGUCAAAUCACAGACUUCCCAUUGCAGCUUAAUGAGAAGUCUGUGCAAGGCAUGUGCUCUGAGCAAUUUCUACCUCUUGAGUUUAGCUCCACUGAGUUAACCAAACCAGGAAGUAACAUUACCUGUUGUCUGCUUAAGAAAAUAGGAUUCAUUGUUGUUUUGGUUGUCUGGAAUGUCCAUUUAAGUUUCCAAUGUGUCUUGUUUUUGGGGCUAGAAUGUUAAAUUUACUUUGAAUUGACACUUUAGUGAAUAAGACAAUUUGUUUCUAGAUUGUUUAACUAAUACUCUUAUUAAUGCCAUUAGUAACGUUGUCUCUCUUGCUCAUCCCCCAGAGGCGCCGUGAUUUUCUUCAACUCAUGCUGGAUGCACGUGAUUCAUUCAGCAACAUCACUGUGGAGCAUUUUGACAUAGUCAACCAAGCUGACCUUUCUGCCCCAAGAGUGGAUCACCAGGAGGCCCGUAUGGCAAAUGCAGAUUCCCCUAAAAAGACAACCAAAACUCUGAAUGAGGAGGAGAUACUGGGCCAAGCUUUCCUGUUCCUCAUCGCUGGAUAUGAGACCACAUGCAGUCUGCUGUCAUUUGCCACUUAUUUACUAGCCAUUCACCCAGAGUGCCAGGACAAAGUGCUGAGAGAGGUGGACGAAUUUUCUGAAAAGCAUGUAAGUCUAGAAGUCACAGCCGCUAACUUUUUCACAGCUAAACAGGUUCAGAUUUACUGGAGAUAUAACCUUGUUGUGAGGACUUAGCCCAGCAGUCUUUGUGAUAGUUGUGUAGCUUCCUUAUCUGAACGCAAUACUAGACUUGCCUGAAAAGUUUAUAUUACUUGAUAUUGUAAAGUUGUGUUUAAAUUACAGGUGUUUAAAUCAAAUGAAAUUGUAUAUGCGGUUUGCUACAACAUCUACAACACUUGUUUCGGUACUCCCACUAACACCUGACCUUAAACACAUGCACAACACUUAUACGAUACAUUGUAGUGAAAAGACCAAAAUAUGUGAGCAGAGAACCCAAGUUACUAUAAACUUAAUGACACAUUCUUACUUUCAAAAGUGCGUUAUAACUCUUAAAAACACAUAAAGAAAAAUUAUAUAUGUAUUAUAGUAUUUUCCACCAAGUGUAAUAAUGUAAUUCUAAGCUAACGCUCUCGAGUCUCAGCCAAUGAAUGACCAGCAGAUUCGGCAUCUGGCUUCUGCAGCUCAGCAGAAGACGGAACGCGCGUCACAUGAUUUAGAGGAUGCUCUGCGUCCUUCUGCAUCCAAGUAAGAAGGCAAACCGUUGCAAAGCGGUUAGCAUCAUUAGCGUGGAAUAGCACUAGGAUUCUAAUUGCAUCAUGACCACUACACUGGGCUGAAGUGGGUAUGAUGCUUGGAGUAACACUAUAACUGGAUUUUGGCCUCCAUGCUGUUAUAGUGAAGUUAAUAGGAGACAGUUUGUAUUUCUUGCUCUACUAGUGUGAAAGGGAGCUAUCUGUAAAGUUGGAUGAUCACAUGAUCCAUACAUUUUGGUGAUCACGUGAAACUGUGUGUGCCUUGAAUGCAACCCACAUCCCUCUAGUCACUGGUGUUGAUUAUAUAGUCCUCCAAAAGCUAGCUUUGUAUCAUAAAGCACCAAAGGUUUUGUUAGCACUCAAGCGCUGAUGUGCUACCCCAAACACAAUCAGGUGAGAUAUUCUCAGACAAGAAUCACCAACGCAUUUGACAGUGCCCCUGCAGCAAUGUUCUUUGUGAAUGAGUCCUUUAUAGCUAUAUUCAGGCGGAGUGGCUUCUCGGAUUAGCUGCUGAACCCUGGAGAUUGUGUAGGGAAAUAAUAAAAUGCUAAUGCUUGGUUUUUUUUUUCUGCAGGUUUUGGCAGAUUAUAAUACCGUUAAUGAAUUGCCUUACCUUGAUAUGGUGAUCUCUGAGACAUUACGCAUGUAUCCUCCUGCAUUCAGGUAACAGUGAUAUAAAUCCAAGGAAUGCGUCUUGUUAUUCCAUUAAUAUAUGUAUAGUAUUUUAACCGGGAACUAUCACUUACCAGUAUUUUUAAUCUUAUCUUUACUUAUUCACUAAGUUUGUGAGUUAUGUUUGUGAGGUCUGAAAAAUUUAAUUAAAUGUAGAAAUUCAUACCGCUGCAACAGCUUGGUUGACAAUAUGUUAAAAUCUAUAUCAUCGUAUUUACUCAUUAAGCAUAAAUUCUUGUUUGAUGACCAGGUUUGCCCGGGAAGCUUCUCGUGACUGCACAGUGAUGGGUUAUAAGAUCCCUGCAGGAACUGUUUUGGAAGUCCCUAUUGGAUGUUUGCAUAAUGACCCCAAAUUUUGGUCAGAGCCAGAGAAAUUCCAGCCUGAGAGGUAAAUGAUACAAUUAAUUUGAACACCUUAUUCUCACCCCUUCAUUCCAUAAGCCUCAUAGACACUGUAGGUAUUUAAUAAAAUAAUCAAUUUGAAACAUUCACUUGCGCUAAUAAAAUAGACAAUUUAUAAAAGCAGAGGUCGUUCAGCUAAUUGAUAUUUGUCUUUUCAGUGUUCUCUUACACCCUGUUUUGACUUACCAUAAUGAUGGUGUGCUGGAAAUAAUGGCCACAAUUCAAAAUAUGAUUCAUACAAUAAACAUUACAUUGAAUGCAUCAUAGCUGAAUGCAAUGAAUAAUGUAAAAUGAUUUGAUAAAUCUUAUUGUCAAACAAUUGUGCAGAACCCAGCUUUGAAUGCUUUGACUGAGAAAUUAUCUAAUGGCAGGUUCACAGUGGAAGAAAAACAGAAGCGCAAUCCAUUCGUAUAUUUGCCAUUUGGAGCAGGGCCUAGGAGCUGCAUUGGGAUGAGACUCGCUAUCCUAGAAACUAAGAUUACACUAUUCCGUGUGCUUCAGAAGUUUCGUUUUGAUACAUGUCCUCUAACUCAGGUAAAACUGCAAUAUAAAAGUAUGUUUAUAGACAAGACCGCCCUAAGAUUGUAAUGCUCAAACUUUUUUGUUUGAAAAUCAUAGUGGUAAAACUCAAUUCCAUGGGAACUAGAGCACGGUGCUGUGCUGUUUACUGUUUUAUUAAAAACAAAGUGUAAAACAUGAAUCCGCAAAUAUAUGCUUGUUCUGAGCCAGUACAGGGUUAAUCAUUAUUGUCUCAAUACCAUGUUUUUUGUUACACAAUUUUACAAAAAAAGUUCAUUAAGUCCAAAUGUCCAUUUUUUUAUGCUGUUGAUCUAAAAGAAGGCAAUCCCCCCUCCCCCCAAAAAACAAUUGUAGCAGUUUCCAAUUACACCACAAAAAGGGUCUCAAUAAUGACAAUCAGAUUUCUCCUUGGAUCAACAACCUGUUUACAUACAUAUCAAUUAUAUGAAAUGUUAAAAGAACUAAACUGGCUGUCACAGGAAUCAACAUGCACCCUUCAUCUUUCCAGCCUUGUGUUUAAGAGCUUUUCUGGGAAGCUCCCACCCUACCUCAGCAGAAUGCUCUCCCCAGCUGUUCCCACCUCCUAUAACCUCCGAUCCUGUACUAGCACUUUAUUUAGUCUACCUUAAUACAAAAAGAAAGCAGCCGAUCCUCCUUUUCCUACAGAGCAUCGCAAUUAUGGAACAACCUCCCGCACACUUUCAAAUCUUCCCCAAGCCUAAAGUCCUUUAAGAGAUCCCUUUCUACAUACCUCAAAACAGAAGGCACUUGUCAUUGUUGAUUAUAUAUUUCUUACCUAUUCUAUGUUAAAUUUUGUAUAUAUUGUGUAUUAGUAUUGUUUUUGGAUUUUAUUGUACCCUAAUUAUAACAAUGCAAUGAUUUGUGGGCCCAGGACAUACUUGAAAAUGAGAGAAAUCUCAAUGUAUAAUUCCUGGUAAAAUAUUUUAUAAAUAAAUAUCCUUGAAUAUUCUGUUUAUGCGCAAAAACAUCACCCAAGCCUUUUUUUAAAUUUAUCUAUAGAUUCUCAGAACAGAACCUUUACAACUUAUAGGCAGAUAAUAUCUAUAGAAUCUAAUAAGACAGCAAAUUCCACAUCUUUAUUGUCCUUACUGUAAAAAGCCUUUUCCUCUGCUCUUCUAUUGAAAGAGAAAGUGUUUUUCUUCCAGUCUCAAUGGAUGACCUCUUGUCUAUUGUAUAGGUUGCACAUAGCGGUUUGUACUGACACUUGAUAUAUUUGUAUAGUGCUAUCAUAUCCCUUGGAGGUGCCUUUUUUCUAAAGAAAACAAUUCCAGUUUCUCUAGCCUCUCCUCAUAACCAAUGUUUACCUAUCCACAUUACUAGUUUUGUAGCUUGCCUCUGUACUUUUUCGAGUGCUGCAUUAUCCUUCAUUAAAACUGGUGCCCAAAAUUGCACUGCAUAUUCAAGGUGGGGUCUUACAAUUGAUUUAUAAAGAGGCAAAAUGAUAUUUGGAUUAGGUGAAGCAAUACCCAUUUUUAUACACAAAACCACCUUGCUAGCUUGUGCAGACCAGCAUUGCAUACUGUUGCCCAGUUUGUGAUCUAUAAUUAUUCCCAAGUGCUUUUCAUUUAAUGUUAUGCCCCAUUUAAUGUAUAAGUGGCUUGUGAGUUUCAUGACUUUGCAUUUAUCUGUAUUGAAUCUCAUCUGCCUGUUGCCUCCCCAGUCCCCUAAUUUAUCCAAAUCCCUCCCUUUGAAGUUAUAUCAUGUUCAAAUAGUUUUUUCUUACCUAGUUUUGUGUCAUCUGCAAACACAAAAAAUGACUUUCAAGUCCACUUCAGGAUCAUUUAAUAAGAGAUUAAAGAAAGGUUGAUCUAGCACAGAACCCUGAGGCACUCAAUUACCACUUUUGUCCAAUUGGAACAUUUCCCAUUUACAAUUACUUUCUGCAUGCUAUCAUUAACCCAGUGUUUUAUCCAAGAACACAAAUUUACAUUUAAACUAACUGAUUUCAGUUUUACUAGUAACCUUUUCUGUGGAACUGUAUCAAAUGCUUUAGCAAAAUCCUAGUAGAUCACAUCUACUGGAACAUCCUGAUCUAUAUUUCUUCUAACUUCUUCAUAUAAUGAAAUAAAGUUAUUCUGGAACGACCUGUCUUUCAUUUCCUGCUAAUUAUAUUUUUGUUCAAAAUAAAUUAUUGAAUAUUAUCCCUUAACAGCCAUUCAAAUAAUUUCCCAACCACAGAUGUUAAGCUCACUUGUUUGUAGUUUUUGGGUUGGGCUUUUGAACCCUUUUUAAAUAUAGACACAUCAUCUGCUUUUCUCCAAUCCCCUGGUACAGUUACUGAAAGAAAAGAAUUCUGAAAAAAACAACAGUGGUAUCAUAUUUCUACACUAAGCUCCCUAAGCACACAUGGGUGAAUACUAUCUGGCCCUGGAGCAUUGUUUACAUUAACUUUAUUUCAUUUCUGAAGCACUUUAUCCUGUGUUAAACAGCGGACUGUUUGUUGUAAAUAUUGUAACUGGGCUACCACACGGUCUCAAAUGCAACAUAACCAACCUGGCAAAUUUCAGUUUGAAAAAACUGAAAAAUGGAAUGUGCUAUAUUUGACCCUUUAACUUUCCAAAACACCGUAAAAACGGUUAAUGGGUAUUGUUGUACUCAUGAGACUUUGCUGAAUCCAAAUAUGUGUUUUUUUUUUUGCAGUUAAAGCUAACGGUAUUAUGACAUUUACAGCUAAAAUGUCUACAACUUUUUUAAAAAAUCUUAAUUUCUCACAGUUUUUUAAAUUUUAUUCAUAAUAAAUUAUGUUUCAAAUAUGAAUAGUUCAUGAGAAAUUAAAGCCCAGUUUCUCCUGAACAAAAUGAUAUAUAAUACGUGUGGGUGCACUUAAUAUGAAAGGGGUGAAUUACGGUUGAACAGACAUAUAGCGCAAAUACCAGUUUUUGUUUACAUUUAGCUUUGAUCAGAACGUGUACUAUUGACUCCAUCCUGAAGGGGUUAAUAACAAUGCCCUUCAUUUUUCUUUUGUAAAUAAAUAGCUAUAUUCUGAUAUUACAUCUAUCUCCUUAAAAAAUUAUAAAAAUUUAUUGCGUAGAUGGAUACAUUGAAGUGGUUGCAUUUCAUGCAAUUUUUGUUUAACUCUAUAAUAACCCUAAGUUUUAGGAAAAUACAGCAUCUAUGUUUCAUAAUAUUUUUCCACGCUCUCUUUUCUUCAGAUUCCUCUCCAGAUCAGCACCCUAUCUACUCUACGGCCAAAAGAUGGCGUGUAUGUAAAGUUGGUUGCUCGCUAGCUCCUACUACAAUCAAACAGGCUCCAGUUUGCAUCUCCUCAUGAAUCAACAUAACUGUGUACUAUGUGUGUGCUUUAAAUUAGGCUGCUGGGAAAUCUACCUCCAGCAAGGUUGCCGAUCCUUGUCUUAGUAAACUGAAGUUUACACAUUUUUAAUCAAUACAUGUCUAUCCAAAGGACAUUCUAGGCACCUUAAAUCAACACUAUAGACACCCAGACCACUUCAUCUCAUUGAAGUGGUCUGUGUGCAGUGUCUAUGUCAUUUUAUCCCUGGAAUGUAAACACUGCAGUUGCAGAGAAAUUUCAAUGUUUACAUUCCAGGGUUAAGCCUACCUCUAGUGGCUAUUACUAGAGUUGCCUCCUGGCCUUUCAUGGAGUUUGACUUUGUACAACUGCAAUGGACAUCCUCACUCUUUUUAACUUUUUUAGGUUAGUUGUGUAUGUGUUUAAAUCCUUUUAAGCUCAUUUGAUCAAGGCCUUCUUCACCUCUUGUCUCUGUUAAUAUUCUCUAUGCCAAAUAUCCCGUUCUAUAAUUGUGAAGCACUGCAGGAUUUGUUUACGUUAUAUAUAUAUAUAUAUAUAUAUAUAUAUAUAUACCGUAUAUACUUGAGUAUAAGCCGAGUUUUUCGGCACAUUUUUUGUGCUGAAAAACCCCAACUCGGCUUAUACUCGAGUCAAUGUCUGUAUUAUGGCAAUUUACAUUGCCAUAAUACAGACCAGGACCGCCGGGCUCAUUACAAGCCCGGCGGUCCUGUUGGGGGCUGACCGUGAGCUGUUACUUACCUUCCUGCAGCUCCUGUCUGCUCCCUUCUCCUCCGUGCAGCUCCUCUGUUAGCUCCGUUCUGCUCCGUGCUGCUCCGUGCAUAAAGAGCUGGCCCCAGGUAUUACUACUUCAGAAAAUGAAUUUUAUAUGCCGUUAAAAGUUACAUGAGCUUUAAAUAUUUAAUAAUAUAUGAAUUUGGGUAUUUGUAGUUUCUUCCAAUUCAGCUGUUCUAUAUGAUAUUUAUAUCUAUAUUACAUUAAUAUGUGCUGAUGAGCCAUUAAUGGCGGUGAACGAAUUACAGUUGCAAGAACAAGCUCUUACCAUUAUCGGUUACUUAAUGAAAGACAUUAUUUGUGUCUCAAGUUUAGGUGUUUAGUCCUUCUGAAGACAGGUUAUCAGGAUUUUAAUGGUAUCAUUGAACUCUAAAAGUUCUCUUACACCCAGGGCCGGCCUUAGGACUUCAGGCGCCCUGUCCAAAAAAUAUUCACAGCGCCCUCCAUGGUCACAUGCCCUCGUCCAUCUUGUAAAAAGUGCUAAGCCUCCAUUACAUAGGUGUUACAUAUUAAUGUGAUUUCUGGGCAUAUCAUGCAUAUACACGUAUAUUAAUACAUUUGUAAAUAUUAUAGGCGUAAUAACACAUAUAAUAAUAAUAAUACACCCAUAUUAAUAUACAUGUAUAUAUAAAUAUUACUCUCAGAAAUUAUGUUUAAUUGUACUUAUUAUGGUACACACAGUUUCUGGUCUUUUUAAAGAGCAGAACAUUCUAGAUAUAUAUGGGCUAGAAGAAUUCCUCCCACAUGUAUAAAUUUGGGAAAAACAAACCUAUGUAAAAGUACACUCUAGCAUUAGGAGUAAAAACGUAUUUCUAACAAGACUGUCCUGUCUCCCUGAAGUUGCCAUGCCAUUAUGUUGUGUGUCGAAUAGGGAUUCAGUGUGUGUAAGGAAAACAGUGUGGUGUGGGAUAGGGUUGUAGUGUGUGUGUGUGUGUGUGUGGCAACUGACAUUUAAUGUGGAUAAGUGCAAGAUAAUGCAUCUUGGACGUAAAAACCCAAGGGCAGAGUACAGAAUAUUUGAUAGAGUUCUAACCUCAACAUAUGAGGAAAGGGAUUUAGGGGUGAUUAUUUCUGAUGACUUAAAGGUAGGCAGACAAUGUAAUAGAGCAGCAGGAAAUGCUAGCAGAAUGCUUGGUUGUAUAGGGAGAGGUAUUAGCAGUAGAAAGAGGGAAGUGCUCAUGCCAUUGUACAGAACACUGGUGAGACCUCACUUGGAGUAUUGUACACAGUACUGGAGACCGUAUCUUCAGAAGGAUAUUGAUACCUUAGAGAGGGUUCAGAGAAGGGCUACUAAACUGGUUCAUGGAUUGCGGGAUAAAACUUACCAGGAAAGGUUAAAGGAUCUUAACAUGUAUAGCUUGGAGGAAAGACGAGACAGGGGGAUAUGAUAGAA